Messenger RNA from Paramuricea clavata, 11361 nucleotides. Lineage: Eukaryota; Metazoa; Cnidaria; Anthozoa; Malacalcyonacea; Plexauridae. The record is from the annotation of a GenBank genome assembly.
CUGUGAUGACCUGUUUGUUUGUGAGACCACGUGCUUCGGUUGCUUGAUCGAUGCAAGCCAUUGUUUGAAUGUUUGAAAUUAUUUGACUUUGAGCAGAGCGAAAUUAUGUUAUGAGAGACAAAGUUACGGAAUGGAGGAGCCAAAACGUACAGUUCCUACGAAACAAUGUCAAAUUGAAGGGUGUAGUGAGAUUAGUGUUGGCUCAAAAGUUCCAUUAUGUCGAAAACAUCGAAAUAAAACAUACAAGCAAAAUUAUAAGAAGAAGAAGAAACAUGCUGAAGGGAAUUUUGAAGUAUGGUAUAAAUAUAAAUAAUAUUCAAUCAACUAUUUCAGUCGCCGAGUUAUGACUAAACCAAUACAUUGUUACAAAACUUCGGUUGGUAGAGAUGCAACUACCUGAAAUAUACAAAUUUGAAUUUCUCUUUUCAGGCAGUUGUAUCUCUACCAAUGAAAGUUUUGUUAUUAUUGUCACUAAUAUAUGUUUUGCUAUAUAUAGUAGCAAUUUAGUGCCACAUUGAAAUGUGGAUAUAUAUAUGCAGUAAUUAAGGGAGAUCGAGACAGAUCAAUGAGAUCAGGGUCAUAUAAUAGUCACGAUGGAAACUAUGAUUAGUGCAGCAAAUUUGGUCCAUAUCAGAGGACGAGAAUUUUAGGAGCAGGGGCGAAACUAACCCAUUUUAAUUAAGGGGUGUCUGGCAGAAUUGCCCUGCCAAAAUCAAUGAUGCCCUGCAGCAUGCAGUGCCAGCACUAAUAGAAUACAUCACUAAGCUACAUGUAUAAUUGAAAUGCCGAUGCCAAUGUACAUGCAUACAAACUGCUUAUUGUUUGCUAGCUGUAAUAAGUUACUUAAUAACUCUACAUUCCAGUGCCGUAGCCAGAACGAUAAUUGGGGGGUGGAGGGCAAAUAUUUCAUAUAUUCGUGUUCUGCUUUAUUAAUUUCUUUUGAAAUCAAUUGUUUUUAUGGUAUGUGAACACAAAUAUAUAUGAAUAUUUGCCCCCACCAAUUAUCGUUCUGGCUACGGCACUGCUACAUUCUAUCAUUUAAAAUCUUUGAUUGCCCUGCGAAUUGGGAUGAUUUGUAUUUUGGGGGGUGCUACACCCACCAUACCCCCCGCAAGUUUCUCCCCUGUUUAGGAGGUCUGUUGGGCCCAGAGGUAUGUUACCCAUGAAAAUGUUGAAAAUCUGAGGUUUCUAAAAUGUUUUUUUUUAUGUUGUCUGAUAGGGACAUGGUGUACCAUAUUCAGACAAUGUUUACACUAGAGCAAAAGUUAGUGAUGGGUGGUACUGAGUACUUGGUAAUCAAUACUAGUGAUACUAUGUCCAGUAUCAUGUUCAGUAUCAGUAUCAAUUACUGAAGGUCUGAUUUCAUUCAAUAUUUGCAUCGGUCCCCCUUUUUAUGCAUGAUUUUAACUAUUUAAAUUAACAUAUUUUGAAUCGCUGUUGGUUUAAUUAAAAUAUUGGUAUCACCCAUCAAUAGCAAAGUCCCAAUGUUCUAAUAUUAGUAGUAAUGGAAUAUUGAUAUUUUUCAAGAAAUUACUAACUACAGUAUAGUACCCAUGCAAUUUGGUUGACCCAAGUCCUAACUCUAAUUAAUCAUAAAUCUAAAUCCCAUACCCCAUAAUUCCAACUCUGUCAAUAAUUUCACCUCCCCUACCAUUAACUGCUAGUUGAUCCAGAUCCUACAGUUGGAUUACAGAUCCAUUGACUCUGACAUACUGUAUAUAGUGUUAGUGUACACUUUGUCUACCAUUUAUUCUGGCUAAUCGGCUAUAUAUUUAUAUACCUAAUGAUUUAAAGUAUAAUCAGAGGUAACUCUUGGAAAUUAACCCAUUGAGUGCCAGUCUCUCCCCUUGACAAGUAAAAUAAUGCCUGGUGUUAGACAAUUUAGACAGUAAAAUAAUAUUGGAGGGUGCAUUUAUAGGGCAAUGCAACUCAAUGGGUUAACGUUUUUUCCUUCCUAAGAGGGCUUGAUACAAAUCCCUGUCUAUAGGUACAUAAAAAAUCGAACUCUGGCUUUUCACUUGAUUGGUCUAUCAGACUAAAAAAAUUUAAUCUGUCUUUUGAUUGGUUAGUGCUAAUUGGAUGUGGAUGCACUGACUAAACAAACACUGCGUCCGGUUGUUAGGAAAAUUUAAAAAAAGUUAAAACCAACCUGCCCUACCUACGUUUUUACAAGAAGAAAUAGGAAACCUACAUUUUUUUUCGGUUAUGUGGGUGGAGAGCGACUGGAUUAAGGUUAUGGGUUAACCAGAUUAUUUACAUCAGGCUAUGGGUUAACCAGAUUAUUUACAUCAGGCUAUGGGUUAACCAGAUUAUUUACAUCAGGCUAUGGGUUAACCAGAUUAUUUACAUCAGGCUAUGGGUUAACCAGAUUAUUUACAUGUACAUCAGGCUAUGGGUUAACCUGAUUAUUUACAUCAGGCUAUGGGUUAACCAGAUUAUUUACAUCAGGCUAUGGGUUAACCAGAUUAUUUACAUCAGGCUAUGGGUUAACCAGAUUAUUUACAUCAGGCUAUGGGUUAACCAGACUACUAACAUGUAUAUUUUGUGUCUUGAAUGGUCUGUCCAGUGUAGGUAGUGCCAAUAAUAAGAAAGUUUUGGAUGGAUGCAACUACCUGAAAAAUACAAGGAGAACCCCGGAAGAACCUCAAUGCUUCAAGUGAAGGCCCUUCGUCACUUUUUUGGCAAGGGGAAACUAUUGGAUUAACAUAGGUCAACCUUACUACUGUAUUCACCCAUGUCUCUAGGUAACCCAAACCUGGCCCCCAUCCGCCAAUUUCUGGGAGAGGGAGAUGACGAGCCUGAGUAAUGCAGCAGGCAUUAACCCUUGAAGUGACUUUGUAGUAUAUUAUUAAAUUUUACUCUGGCUUCAAUUUUGUCAAGGAAUGACUCCUUGACAUCAAUAAGGUUAAUUGGUAAAAAAUCAAUCUAACUCAAUUAAACAGUAUAUAUGUUGUCAUCAAAACAUUUCUCUUGUCAAAGCAGUGCACUGAGAUUUGUAGCUACUGUUGGUCAUGUAGAAGGAGAACUGUGUGACAGAAAAACAACUGGGGUCUAAUGCACCAUCUGGUUGAAGUAUUGUCACAAUUUAACACAUGUUUCAAAGCUGCAGUCUUUAAAACGAAGGUGUAUCACAUUAUUUAGUGAAAAUAUCAUCUUGGAAAUUAUAUUGUCUAAGGUCAUUCAAUAUACAGCCAGUCUAAGAUGUAAUGUAGUUCGAAAAACAUAUUCUAACACUACAACAUGUUUGGGGUAUCUAGAUAGAGCUUUUUGUCAUUUUUGAAACAGAAUCGAAGACCGUCCCCACUGGCACACUAUCAUCACUGUUACACUAAUUAAUGUGAACAGAGAUCUCGAGGCUAACACAUGCAAGCAAAUAUUUGGUUCUGUUUGAAAAAACUGUCAGGUUUUCUAACUUACCGGUACUUCAGUUUUUGGUCCUAUUUAGUUCAAAAUCCUUGCUUUAGUCUUAUUUAGUUCAAAAUCCUUAUUUAAAUCCAGUUACUGUAAUUUAAUCCGAAUGAAUGAGCAUUAUCUGAGGGGGGGUUUCUCCAGGUGAGGUGGAAAAACUUUCUGAGGUGGUGCUACUGGAGCACAAUCAUGGCAGGUUAACUCUGCCCUUUACUCUCAGGACAGUAGUUCACUGCCACAUACCAUUGUCCUUUAUUAGGAGAGGUGGGUGUUCAUUUAUCCCAGAAGAGGUUGUAGAUAAAAAAUAAUGCUAUCCCUUCCUGACAUUGUUACCUGGGCUAUAGCCCAGGAGAAAAAAUGGCGUAGACUCUAACCAAAGCUGACAAUGCAUAAAGACAUACUUACCUUGUUAGUUACAACAGUUUUUCUGAAAAAAUGUAUGUGUUUAAUUAGGAGCUUUCCCAAGAAAUCGUAAUCGAUGAUCAAUAUCUCCUGGAACAAAAGUAUUCAAAUAUGUUGCAAGAUGUUCUAACUCAAAAGCAAGUGGUAUGUGAGUUUGUUACUAUAUCCAUUUCUCAAAAUCUGGAAGUUGUAGUCUAUAAACAGCAAUUGUAUAUGAAAAAGUGAAAAAGAAAGUUUUAAAUUCCUUGAAAACGGUUUUUAUUAUCUUUGACAUAAUCACUUACCAAAUUGUCAUAAUUAUCAUUACAGUUACUGUUUCAAUAACCGAAAUUAAAUUUUACUGUAUUUGAAUAUCGUAUUUCAGGAGCUGUUUCAAUCACCUUCUGUUGUGCGACUUUUGAAAAGAUAUCAGAAUAAAAAGCUUCUUGCCCGAAAUAGCCACGCAAGUACGGAUACAUAUUCUAGUGAAUCAAACCAAUCACAACAGAAUGCUGCUUCAGAACAGAAACUACAUACAGAAAGGGAAGGUAAAUAUUUAAUGUAUUCAAUGGUCAGUAAUGUACAAGUUUUUAAAUUUUUUUUAAGUUUAGAUAUAUGUAAUGAGAACCAUAUUAGUGUCAUAGCAAUAGUUUUAUGCAACAACAGUCCCUAUUAAUGUGUAGAAUAGAAAAACGUAAUAUAGUGUGAAGUAAGAUUAUAUAAGAACCACUUCAACCUGAAGUUAAAAUUCACUCACGGUUCUUUUAUGCUGGGCUACCCUAGUCAAUAUGUCAAACCGUUUGGGAAAUAAACAUUACUGUAAGCUGAUUAUAGCUAUAAUAUGUAGCUAUAAUUAGCUUACAGUCAGAGGCGUAGCCAGGAUUUUUGGUCAGGGGGGCCAGCAAAAACCCAGGUGGGGCCAAAAAAAUUUCCGGACGACAACAUUUUAAAUCUCUCCGACCAAAUCCCCCCCCCCCGUCGACACCUUUUUUGGUAAAAAAAAAUCAGUUCCGGACAUCACAUUGCUUUCGUAGCACUUUUCCCGAUUUCCAUAUCACUUUUUCCGAUGCUUCACCACAAAGAUUCCGACAACAUUGACAAUUUUCCGACGGGUCUCAACUUGAAGCUAUAUAAUCAAGGAUUCCCUUUUUUAUUGCUGCGUAGCGAGCGAGCCUGAAGCGAGCGAGCGUAGCAGCGUUCUAAUAUGUGCAGAGAGGGGGUUUUGAAGUAAAUUUUAGUUAGCCAAUUGUAUUGUGGUCAACAUACAAUAUUUGAGGCGUAUUUGAAGGAUAUCAUUUAAGUGAACAUAACAAAUCCUACAAGGUGAUUGGUCAAAUUUGACGUAUUAAAUCUGUUAUAUUCACCUACAGGUGAAUAUAACAAAAUCGAAAUUUUCAAAAUGGCGGCUAGCCGUUUUGUUGAGGUUAGUGAUAAAGAAAUAAGCGAAAUUAAAAUGAAUUCAGACAAGAAAAUCACAAAAAAAAUUGUGCAAAACUACUAAAACAAUUAUUCGCCUCAGGCUCGGUGAUUAUCGAUUUAUCGGGGAAUAUUCACCUCGACUUCGCCUUCGGCGAAUAAUUGUUAAUUGUUUUGCUUGCUUCGACUUGUAAAUUAUUUUGACUCAGGCACUCGGCGUAAGGUUUAGUAAAGUUUUAAGCCCUGUAAAGGCCAUAAUUUAGUGUAUAAAAUAACGUGACUGCACUCCGUGCGUUGUUCACUCAAUGGACUUUGACCACUGUAAGUUCUAUAUUUUAAUUUAUUAUCAAGUUUUGGUUUCUUAGUUUAAUACUGUGUAUACAAUGUAGUAAAUGCGCCUAGCAGUAUUAGACUUAAUAAUAUGAAAUCAGAUAGCAAAAACUUGUGUUAUAUAAUUUAAUGUACGUCUUAAUAAGAAUGCUUUGUCGUUUGUAUUUAUACGCGUACUAAAGCAGCGCGUAUUAAAUUCAACAAAUUCCACUUGAUCUUGAAAAUAUUAUGUAUUCUUGCUUAUGAUUUAGUGAAUAUUACUUCCAUAAACAUUAACAUUAACAUUAACACGCCUAUCUGUAAUCUGUGAUUGCUCUUGAACCCAUGCAUGGUCUUGGCAACAAAUGCAUUGGCCAUUGCUUUUUCUCAGACACUCAUGGCAUGAAUCGAUUCCGUAUUCUUUAAGCUCCGACCACAGUGCUCACAAGUCGCCGGCUCGCUGCGAGUAAUAACUGCAUGCUUUAUGUAGUUUGUACUAUUUUUAGUUCUAUUUGCUCUUGAUGCCCGCAACAAUCCCUACCUUGCAGGUACCCUUGCUAGUACAGUACAUUUUAUCAGGGGGGGGGGGGGCUGGCUACGCCUCUGCUUACAGUAAUGUUUAUUUCCCAAACCGGUUUGACAUAUUUUUACAAAUGGCCAAUCACAUGCAAGAUUCAAAUUCUGAACCUAAUCAAGUGUGGAAGUGGGAUUUGCAAUCGAUGUGACCAGAGGCUCUUCCUUCUCGUCUCUCGUUUCUUUCGCCUAGCAAAGAGCCUCUGGAACCAGGGUAAUGCGCGGCUUUACUGUAGACUGUAGUUAAAAUAUACUAUAGCUUUGAUCUUGUAUAUUAGUAGUUGCGUGUACCAACGUCUCAUCAUGCAUGCACCCAAAGAAAUUCUGAAAGUUCUUUUGUGACAUUAUUUGACAUGACGCGUGUUGCACCAGAAUGUCACAUUCCUGUGGUAAACAAUUUUUUAGUAUAUUUGUUGUUGGUAUACAGCUUGAUUGGUGGUAAAUUGUCAGUAUAUAUUGCUAGCCGAUAUUCGCUGUCUAAAUAUAGCGUAGAAAAUUGGCGAUUAUGUCUUAAAAUUAUAACCCAGGUAGUUCUUCCUUAUACCACAGAAAUGUCAAGGGAAAGGUUUCUUGCCUAAUAUAACAUAAAUUUAAAACGACAUUAUUCUUCAUUGAAUAUUUCGAUAAUAAGACUAUAAGUCUCCAAGCAAAACUAGGCCUAUAUACUUUCCACAAUGGCUGGAAAUGCUGCCACAAUGGCUACAGAUACUUCACAUCGAAGGGCCUUCGCUGGAAACGUCGAAGUUUGCUUGUAUUUUCAGGUAAUUGAAUCCAUAUCCAUCUGCAUUUUCUGGUGUGUUUUUUUACUACCUACGCGCUGGCCACAGACCGUUCGAGUGUAUUUCACGUGGUCCAAAUUUCGAAAUCGUCACGGGUGGACGAUCUCGGAUCCCUUCCGCCCCCCAUAAAAGGCUCGUACUCUAAAUUUUAUUGGGAACCCGGAGUACUUUUUCUUGAUUCUAAAAGCACUGCAGGUUUAUUUCAAUUUUAGAAACUCGUGCACGCUAUAGGAGCCUAUAUAUAGAACGUUUGUCCAUGAGUUUAAAUCCCCGCCAGUGAUUAUAAAGGAUUUGUCGUGUGCUGUUCAACUAUAGCUUGUACUAGCUCAACAAACGUAUACCUACUAUAACGCUGUCACAACAUAUCUGAAAAAACUUCAACUUCAUUUCCUUAUUCAAUGUUACAAACCUUGAUUUGUGCUAUUAUAUUUCAUUUUCAGCUAUAGUUAUACAUCCAAGCUUCUCUUCUAAAGCUGAAAAUGAUCUACCUGAAACUGAAGUUAUUCAAGUAAUGAAUUCAUCUGCUGAUUUUCCUACAUGCUAUAACUUUACUUGGGGCCAGGAUGAACUUUCGUUACCAUGUGACAUGAUAGCAAACCUUGACACGACACUGCCUUAUCCUAACACAACCUCGUCAAUUCUACAGUCCCCUUCCGUAACACUGAAUGGGUCCACGGCUACGACGCAGAAACUUUAGAAGGAACACGUUUAGGUUUCUGUAGUUCUGAUGCAAACAUGCAGGGGUAGUGCAGGUAGUUAUAUGGGGUGCGAUAAUUCGCGUAAGUGGAGGUACGCCAAUAUUGAGGUCACAUGGUACUUCUUUGUUUGCAGGCACGUACCACCUAGGUAGGGGAACUAUUGGUAUCUGCGUCCUUACAUUUUGCUGGUUACUAUAUGACCUAGCUUCCAAUCCCCAAGGUAUUCAAAACCGUAAUUUAGUCGGUAAAUACGUAAGUUGACAUGUUUUAGAAUGAAACAUGAUGGGACUAAAGGCUAGUUUCCACUUCGGAAAAUUAUCCGUGGAUUGAAACGGACAAGAAAAUUUUUCUUUGUGUUAAAGUCAUUAGUUUCAACUCAGAGCUCACAAGCCAAAGAAACAUUUUCUUGUCCGUUCCAAUUCAUGGAUAAUUUUCCUGAGUGGAAACUAGCUUUAUUGCAUGGACUAGAGUCUAGAGAAUGUUGGAAUCAAUUGUGUAACGCCGGUUUGUUACCUUUCCGAAAUCUUUACUUGACAGUAUAUGUAUAUUUUAAAGAUUAGGUACACUUUGAGUACUGAGUUUGUACUAGCGCAAGUAUACGCGGCAAUAACCAUUCGCGUACCGGUUAGGUACGACUAAAAGUCUUGAAUUAUCGCACCCAGACAGACUUUCAUACUAGUCGAUAAAAAUGUCCACCUUCUUUCGAAAAUUGAGGGAUCGUGGAAGUGGGGAUGAUCUGCAUCCUACCCUUCAGUGUAAUAUUUACGAGUAUACUCGUGUUAUCCGUGUUUAUUUACUUGUCUUUGGGAAAACGAUUCAUCAAAGUAACGAUUUACUAUAUUUAAUCAAAUCUGGAUGUUGAAUGGUGCCAUUGUAUGUAGCAUAUGCCUGUUCGGAUGUUCGGAUCCUAGGUAGCGGCACUACCUGCAAGUGUCUGAAGCUAACUGCAAUCCUUGGUCAGGAAGGCCUUAUGCAUGUUUAAGUAAAGUAGAAAAUUUCAAUUUUUCCGAAGAGUCGUACUCAAGACGUAAAUUCAUCAAAUGAUGCCAUCAAAAACUUAAAAUUUCCUAUUCUGUGGCCGAAUUUUAUUCAGCAGCCGACAAUCAUGUCGGCUUGAUAUAUGAAAAUUCUCGAGCAAUUUUUUUGGAACAAAUUAGGGACCGUUCAUUAUUUAUACCCGGGGUUGGUACCGAAGAGAUAUGGGUUGGGUAAUCACGUUUUUGACUAGCUCAUGGGUUGGGUAAAAACAUUUAUGGCUGUCUGUCAGCCGUAAAAUAAAACCAAAAUUACCAUACAUUGGAAAAUAUGAAGAAAAAUGUGUACAAUACAUUCUGUACCAAAAUAGACCAUCAGUGAUUGAGGAAGGACUCUAUCAUUGAUCAGCAGGAACGUGAUUGUUUUGGCACACUCUGCAGUGACUGUUUGAGUGUGACUGAGCUUUUAGACUGAUUUAGGCAACUUGAUUUAUGGCACCAUGAAUAAUCUUGUGUGUUUAAUUAUUAUGAAUUACUGUAACACAUGGGUUGGGUAAACAUUAUUUUGACCAAUGUUGAGGUUGGGUAAAUAAAAAAUUUACACUGUUUUUCCCAUCUCUUCGGUACCAACCCCGGGUAUAAAUAAUGAACGGUCCCUUAGCGGACACUCAAUUUUGACAAUAUGAAACAUAACGCAAAAAAAUUUCUUCGGUGCCUGGUCCCCUGUCGCAAUUUGCAAGCUUCAAGUAACCUGAAGUUCAGGCCCUAUCACAGAAUAGGGCCUGACACAAAACCUAUCUGAAGUGUGGGAUUCCCGUCCACCUGGUGGACGGGAAAUCUGAUUGGUUGAUCAGCAUCAUGAAGGAUUUUGAUUGGUUGCAAGUUCACAUAAACAACAGUUUUAAAAAUAGCUCGGUCAAGGCGAGAAUUAAUAUAAAGGUCAAACGCACGUAACAAAUUCCAUUAUCGAUUUCUUCGAAUUUCUUUUCUUUUAUGCUUUAUGGCAGAAAAUAAAUCAAACAAACAGUAUUUUGAAAGGGCUUCAUCAAAAUCUUUGACGAAUUUUGGAUACACGACGCCGAAAGAACAGCCAAACUAGUCAUGUAUUCGAAAGCUUGUUGUUGACAGCCAAGAGAUGUUCUGCCAAAUUGCUUCGCCGGCAAAAGUCUUAUUUCUAAUAUCAGGUCCCAACCUCCGUCGCAGGGACUUUCCAGAAAGACCCUGGGUACGAGGAUGAUCAGGUCCUACCGGCGUUGUUUUCUGAGCUACAUCACCUUCUUCGUGGUAUGAUUGAGAAUUUAACUGUUGCUGUUAUUAGCCUGUUAGUCGUUAGAGUAUAUCCGCGUCCAGCAAGUUGAGACCUUGAGAAAGCUUGGCAGUCAAGCCAUGCACAGAACUGACUAAUUAAAUCUUUGUUUGCUGUUCGCCUGUUCGGUUAAAUAGAGAAACUGACUCUUAAUUAUAUAAAAGUACCUUGAAUUUUUAAGUUUAAUUAAAAAGCAAAAUGCUCUGCGGACAUGUUCAUGAGAAUAUAAUUUUUUUGUGUAACGAAAUAUACAACACUUGUCAAUCAUAUUGCAUGUGUGUCUAAAAAUAACAUGUGGGCGUCCCACGGUCUAGACAGGUUUUGUGUCAGGCCCUAUUUCAAAUUAGGGGCUGAACUUCAGGUUAAGCUUCAAGCGAAGCGGGCAAGUUUGGACCACGCAGGGCUAACUGCAAAUUUUUUUUGGCUACCUGCAAAAUAACAAUAACUAAAUAUACAGGCAUGGUAUCUAGCUACAUUGUAAUACAAUUUGCGGACUUGUGUGUAUGAUAAAACAAAAUUUAUUCCAAAUAAGGAGUGCAUAAUAUUAACACAAUUUAUAAAAACUGUAUAGACCCAUUGCACUGACGUCACAAAUCCUUAGAGUGUCCUCCAGAUGCUCCCUAACAAUAUCUGUUCGGGUACAACAACCACAUACAGCGCAAAAGUAAACCGUUUUAAUACAAAAUUAUUAUAAAUUUUUACAAAAUUUGCUUUGUUUACAAAAGUUAUAUUAUGCAUAGAUUGCUAAUUUGUCCUCCAGAUGCAUCAUCACCGGCGCUGUGACGUCAUGUGCAAUGGGUCUAUAUUUCGAAUCUAAAUCUGAUUCAUCUUCAGCAGUCUUUUGCAAGAUAAUAAUAUUAUGCACUCCUUAUUCGGAAUAAGUUUUGUUUUAUUUUUGCUGAAAUUAUCAGCCGAAAAACGAUUGUGUGUAUGAUGAGAGUCUCAAUUCAAGAGUCUCAAUUCAAACGAGGUAGGAGCGAAGAUUCAGAACCUGGGUACAAGGUUGUUAAGUUCCCAAAAUAUUACCACAUUUUUUUUGCUUAGAUAAGUAUGCUUCAUAUACAUAAUUCAUAAAUUAGGAAUGUUCAUUUUGACGACGUAAACCGUCAGUUUUGCUUUUAAAUUUAAGAUUGAAUUUUGGAUUUUAAUAAAUAACUAAUAACUUGCUGUUAAGUAUGACAAACUAUAUGGACACAUCAAAGACAGAGUCGUCUUCAAACACUCCAUUUGUUUACCGUGCAGCUGGUCGUCUGCAUGGCCGAAAAUACCCCUCAUUCUCAUUGCUUGAUGAUUAGAUUACCGCCAUAUCUAAGACUAUUAUAUAGGGAAUGAUUUUUAAAUCUUAACUUUUACUGUCUUAACUUUUCUGUGUAUUUUAUAAUCAAUAAACAUAUUGACGCGCAAAUAUACAGGACUAACGCUAUAUGUUAAAACUAAAUGUGAACUGUACAGUCCUAAGGGCUAAGGCGGUGUUCACAAGUCAGAUAUAUACAGCUAUUUCAAUUAAGGUUGUCCAC